AUGGUUGCAAAGGUCAUCCUUGUCAUCGCUGUUGUUGUGGCCACCAUUGCUGCGCAAGACCACCACCACGACCACCACCACCACGCCUCUUCUUCACAGAGCAUCAAGCAGCACCACGGAAAAGCUACUGAAAAGCAUGUCGAGUACUAUUCUCAUCCUAAAUACGAGUUUGCGUAUGAAGUUAAAGACCCUCACACCGGUGACAAAAAGUACCAGCACGAGGCGCGCGACGGUGACGUCGUGAAGGGCGUGUACAGCCUGCACGACCCCGACGGUACUGUCAGGAUCGUGGAGUACCACGCUGACAAGAAGACUGGAUUCAACGCCAACGUCAAGCAUGAGGGUCACGCCAAACACAUUGUUCCCGAACACCACCACCACCAGUGA
Spodoptera littoralis (African cotton leafworm) is the source of this 387-nucleotide messenger RNA. The record is from the annotation of a GenBank genome assembly. NCBI's taxonomy places the organism in Eukaryota, Metazoa, Arthropoda, Insecta, Lepidoptera, Noctuidae.